CCAGCUUCGGGAGUAAGAAAUGCGUGCAAGAGUAGAUCCCAUUAUUGUACGUAGGUUUAUGAUGGUGAUCGCGAAAAGAGGGCAUGACAAUAGCUUCUGCUUCCGCCGAGGUCUUCUAAUGUCCGGGAUUGGUACUAAUAUUGUUGCCAGUCGCUCUAGAUAUGAUAUGUUUUUCGUGACUCCUGGGUGAAGUUCCAAUGAAUUGAUGAUUGUGACCUGUUACAUAGUCUUCAUAUAUAACAAAAUACUAUUAUUUUAUUUAAAUAACAUUACACCGAUUUAAAAAUGACAGCGUCCUUGUCAUUGCUGGCGAGUCAUGACGAAGUGGUUCGAUGUAUGGAUGUACUCAUCAAUGGCGCCCAUGAAAAAGAAUUUUUACAAAUGAGACAAAAAUGGUUGACAUCUAUUCAAGAAUAUCAGCGUCUUCAUUCAGCUUUAAAGAAAGCUCAGCAAGAAGUAGUAGAUUUAGAUUGUAAAUUAGGUCAUGCUAGGAGACUGUUAGAUGAAGAAAAACGAAAAAGACGGACUGUGGAGAAGCAACGAAAUUCAUUGGAAAGACAAAUUACUAUGGUUAGGUAUCUUUUAUUUAAUGAUGGUGGAAAAAAUUUGAAUGAUGAAACCAGGGAAAAGUUACAAUUCUUAAAUAAUAUUACAUUGAAUGGACGUCAGAAUAAUAUACAUAUCAAAGAUUUACAGCAAAAUAAUAAAUUAAUUACUAUGGCAGAGCUGGACUCCACUGGCUCUAUAUUAAGUGACUUAAGUUGCUUUUCAAAGUCAGAAGAUGAUUUAGAUAUCAGUGUAAUUAUUCAACAAAGUCAAAAGAAACGUGAAUGGAAAGAACAUAGAAUUAGUAGUGAGUAUUCUGCAAAGAAACACCGUAGUACUGUACAAAAGGUUGCAGAACUAAAUACAUCUGAUAGAAUAGUAGCUACAACAACUGUAGUUAUGCCUAAAGAAGAUGCUAUCACUGCAUCUUCUGUAAUUGAAGCUAUGCCAGGAAAUGAAAAUGCAAAUCCACAAGAUCCACUAUGCAGCUCAUCUAAAAAGCACAAGAGCAGUGAUUGCAGUAGAUCAAUAUCAACAUCUAUUAACACAAGUCAUAUACAAAUAAAUGCUACACCUUCUGCAUCAAAAGCUGAUAUCCUUACAUUGGAAUCAGAUUCUGAGGGUGAUUUUAAACCUAGUCCUAAUAUAGGGGGAUAUAUUUUAAAUACAAAGUCUGCUAAAGGUCAUAGUUUUAUAACUAAAACAGUGAUUAAACCAGAAAUUUGCACAUCCUGUGAUAAAAAAAUUCGGUUUGGUAAAGUAGCUCUAAAGUGCAAAGACUGUAAAGCCGCAGCUCACACAGAAUGUAAAGAUUUAGUACCAUUACCAUGCAUACCUACUGGAAAUACCCCUACUUUUCGUGGCACUUCAGGAACUAUAGCAGAUUAUACACCUAUGAUUCUACCAAUGGUACCAUCAUUGGUUGUUCAUUGCAUCAAUGAAGUGGAAUUACGAGGAAUGAGUGAACCAGGGUUAUAUAGGGUAAAUGGUGGUACAACAGAAGUAAAAUGUCUGAAAGAAAAGUUCCUGAAGAGAAAAGGUGCUCCCAACCUUUCUGAGGUUGAUAUACCUACCAUAUGCUCUACCCUUAAAGAUUUUCUCAGGUGUUUACGGGAACCAUUAAUUACUGUAGGAUUAUGGGCGGACUUUGUUCGUGCCACUACUAUUAGCGAUAAACAGGAUGCUAAUGCUGCUUUAUAUCAGGCGAUUUCAGAAUUACCACAGCCUAACAGAGAUACUCUCGCUUUCUUAACGUUACACUUACAAAGAGUAUCAGGCAACCCUGAAUGUAAAAUGCCUAUAAAAAAUCUGGCCAAAGUUUUUGGACCCGCAAUAGUGGGUUAUAGUUGUCAAAAUCUAUCGCCAGCUUCUUUGUUCACAGAAACCAGAAAUCAAGUUAUGGUAGUUGAAAAUCUGUUGAAAAUCCCUUCAGAUUAUUGGGCAAAUUUUGUCAAUCCUGAAAAUUUAAGUAAUAUUGUUACUCAUAAGACACCACCUAAAGAAUUUUUACUCAAACGUAGUACUUCUCGCUGCUUCUUUAAUACUCCUCUUACUUCUGGUCGGACUCUUAUGAGGAAAAAUAGAAAAUACUUUAAACCUGCUCUCUCUAGAGCAGGUUUUUAAAAAGGAUAGAUAUAUAUGUAUAUGUUACUUAAGUCGAGGUACAAAUGUCUGAAAUAAUUGUCGAUUAUUUAAAUAUAAUUAUACUUCAGUAUUUACAACUGUACAACGCAAUAAUUCUGUUUUGUUCAAAAACUUCAAUAUAACUUUACACAUAGA
Megalopta genalis is the source of this 2325-nucleotide messenger RNA. NCBI's taxonomy places the organism in Eukaryota, Metazoa, Arthropoda, Insecta, Hymenoptera, Halictidae. The record is from RefSeq and is a predicted model, not a curated record.